Molecule: messenger RNA, 1071 nt
Organism: Octopus bimaculoides (California two-spot octopus)
Lineage: Eukaryota; Metazoa; Mollusca; Cephalopoda; Octopoda; Octopodidae
Source: RefSeq, a predicted model, not a curated record
CUCAAAACUUAAGAAAAAUAUAUAUAAAAGUCAGUGUGAUCAUACAGCCUCAAGACUUUACUUCAAAACGAAUUAUGUGCAAUUUUGAUACGGGUGAGAAGGCCGUUGUGGAAAGCUUUCAAACUACGGGAAAGGCAGGAAAGACAACCAAUACUCUCAACAACAGGUAAAAAUCUACAGUAACUACAAAGUCAAAGGCUUUGUUAAGAUCAAGAUCUCGAGAUUUUUCCUGAAAGAUAAAUAGAGAAAAUCAUAUCGAUUGUCGAUAUUUCUGACAUUAUUCUGCACUGGAAUUCUGAAUAGAAUUUCUCUGUUAGAACUUGGAGCUGCUCAGAUGCAAUGCAUGCAUGCUAUCAACUUUAAUAAAUUAUACUGGUGAACAAAAAUUUUCAUUGGAUAUGAUUUGGGGUGAGUCAAAAAGCUGUUCUGAUGUUGACUGCAAAAUUCUUCGGUUUUUCAGUGAAAAUAAUAAUGGCAGACCCUCAGCUUACUCAAGAAAUGAAGAGGCAUGGUGUUAAUGUGGUUAUAAAGGCUGAGCAUAGUGAUUUAGAAAUAUCUCAAGUUUUAAAAGUUGCCAGAUCUUUCGUCUACAAAGUUUGUAUGGAGUUAGAGACUGAAGAUGGAAACGUAUCACCAGUAUCAAAGCAUAAAAAGCAUUACAAAUGCUCUGAAAUCAUCAGAACACCUGAAUUUAUCCAGCAAGUUCAACAGAUCAUGAGGUCAAUUGCAAAAGAUCUCCAUGUAUCAGAAGGAACAGUCAGAAAUGUUGUCCGUGAUGACAUCAAACAUAAGUCUUAUAUGAUGAAGAAAGGCCAUUGAACAUUGUCAUAACACCAAAGAUUCUUUGAAAGCUGCAAUAGUCAGAGUAAUGUCCAAAAUCAACCAGAACCACUUGAUUGGAGCAUGUAGAUGAUUUAUUGGUGGGUUUAUUGAAUAACAUUAUAGAAAAAAGGUUUAUUUUUAUCCUCAUAAUAUUUUUUGAUAAAGUUAUCUAUUAUUAUAUAUCUGUUUUUUUAUAAGCAUAAAUCUGUCCUCAAAUAUCUUACACACACAGUGUAUAUGUGUGUGUGU